Molecule: messenger RNA, 1180 nt
Organism: Rattus rattus (black rat)
Lineage: Eukaryota; Metazoa; Chordata; Mammalia; Rodentia; Muridae
Product: protein SET-like
Exons: 1
Coding region: 154-978 (274 amino acids)
Biological process (GO): nucleosome assembly
Cellular component (GO): nucleus; chromatin
Molecular function (GO): histone binding; chromatin binding
Source: RefSeq, a predicted model, not a curated record
ACGGGGAGGGCAAGCAAGUGAGCGCCAGAAGGAGGCGGCCAGAGCAAGCGGGCGCCGCGCGUGAGGCGAGGCGUGAGGGGAAGCCGCCUGCCGCCCCCUUGGCCGUCCCUUCGCUCCCCCUCCCUGCUCCCCGCCGGAACCAAGGAGGGCACCAUGUCUGCGCCGACGGCCAAAGUCAGUAAAAAGGAGCUCAACUCCAAUCACGACGGGGCCGACGAGACCUCAGAAAAAGAACAGCAAGAAGCAAUUGAACACAUUGGUAAAGUACAAAAUGAAAUAGACAGACUUAAUGAACAAGCCAGCGAGGAAGUUUUGAAAGUAGAACAAAAACAUAACAAACUCCGCCAACCAUUUUUUCAGAAGAGGUCGGAAUUGAUCGCCAAAAUCCCAAAAUUUUGGGUAACAACAUUUAUCCACCAUCCACAAGUGUCUGCGCUCCUUGGGGAGGAAGACGAGGAAGCCCUGCAUUAUUUGACCAGAGUUGAAGUGAGAGAAUUUGAAGACAUUAAAUCGGGUUACGGAAUAGAUUUUUAUUUUGAUGAAAAUCCUUACUUUGAAAAUAAAGUUCUCUCCAAAGAAUUUCAUCUGAAUGAGAGCGGUGACCCGUCUUCAAAGUCCACCGAAAUCAAAUGGAAAUCUGGAAAGGAUUUGACAAAACGCUCAAGUCAAACGCAGAUUAAGGCCCGCAGGAAGAGGCAGCACGAAGAACCAGAGAGCUUCUUUACCUGGUUUACUGACCAUUCUGACGCAGAUGCUGACGACUUAGGAGAGGCCAUCAAAGAUGAUAUUUGGCCAAAUCCUUUGCAGUACUAUUUGUUUCCCAAUAUGGAUGAUGAAGAAGGAGAGGCAGAUGAUGAUGAUGAUUACGACGAAGAAGAAGGGUUGGAAGAUACUGAUGAAGAAGGAGACGAGGAUGAAGAUGAUGACGAUGAGGAUGAAGGGAAGGAAGGAGAGGAGGGUAAAGGCCGGGAUAACUAGCACAGAAGACCGAUGGAUCCAACCUUCUUUUUCAUUUUCUUUUCAUUAUUUAAAUUUCUCCAGUCCCUGAGAGCGAGUUGCAGUCCUUUCCUCCCUGUCCCUCUGUGCUCAGCCGUCCUGUUUUUGAGGUCUCAACAUCAUGGUUCUCAACUAAUUUGGGGGAAAAUAUCUUGAGCAAAAUACAACAGGAAAAGAAUCUUCA